This is a messenger RNA of Aphanomyces invadans, 1961 nucleotides long. RefSeq lists its product as hypothetical. The record is from RefSeq and is a predicted model, not a curated record. Gene Ontology annotation, cellular component: Golgi apparatus. Gene Ontology annotation, biological process: mannan biosynthetic process. Bases 31 to 1848 code for a protein of 605 amino acids. The transcript has a single exon. Gene Ontology annotation, molecular function: alpha-1,2-mannosyltransferase activity. Lineage: Eukaryota; Oomycota; Saprolegniomycetes; Saprolegniales; Verrucalvaceae.
GGUUCCACCAGUGUCUCUGCAGUAACCAUCAUGAUGCAGCAACAGGCGCGGCGCGAUCACCUUCCUCUCACACUUCCGGGAGACGGUGACGACAGCCAUGACACAGCACCGCUCAUGCUCGGCAUCAACGUCAGCAUCAACAUUCGACCAGAGCCAAGACUAUCCGAGUGGCGGAAGAUUGGGCUUGGUAUACUGCUGGCGUUUGGUGGUAUAGCUGCGGCGGCUGGUAUCGCGUACGGCGUCUGGUACUACAUGCGCGAAGCCAUGAUGAUGAAUCCAGCUUUAGACACAGCGCUUUCAUCGGACCCCCUACCGUACGAUCGCGUGCCAGCACUGUGGAGUGACGAUUUCGAAUGCCUUGGAUGGCGCGCCACAGCGGGAUGCGAUCCUGGCAGCGAACGUACACCACAAUACGAUCGAACUUGCGAUGCCCGGAUUGCCCUCGGGGAUUCUGGAUUCUGUGAAGUUCGCAAUCGCACUAGCCUCCAAGUGUACCGCGUGAUGGCGUCAACGUGUCGCAGUGUCAUCGGGCUCCUCACGUACACGUGCAACAUGGCAGAGGAGUUCACCGACUUUCCAAAGCUCGCCGCCACGUACACACACGACCCGGCGCCGCAAUUCUCUGGCGUCCGUCGCGGCAUUGUGUUCUCCGUGUACAAGAAGGCGCUGCCCGGUCUGUUUGCGAUCAUCAAGCUCCUUCGGUCAUUCGGGUGCACUUUACCCGUCGAGAUAUUCUACCGACCGGAUGAACUGCACGCGCCAUCGAACGUGCUCGUCCAGGCGCUCCUUCAAAGCGACGACCGUGUUGCGCUGCGCGAGAUCACCGACCCCCGCGCGACAAAGUUCAGAACCAAACCAUACGCCGUGUACCAUUCGUCAUUCGACCAGGUGCUGCUCUUGGACUGCGACAACAUUCCCCUUCGCGACCCAACGUAUCUCUUCGACUCGCCAGUGUUUGCGUCCCACAGCGCGAUCUUCUGGCCGGAUCUGUGGCAGCCGAAACACACCAUCUUCAGCGUCAUCUCGCAGAGCCUGUUGUGGCAGUAUGUUGACAUGCCUUUCGUCGACAUGUUUGAACAAGAGAGCGGCCAGGUGCUCGUGGAUCGCCGACGCGCCACAGACGCGCUGCACAAGCUCAUGGCGUACACGUUCGGCCCGACCAAGAACAGCAACGGGACCCUCAUCGAGUCUAUGGAGUUUUUGUACGGAGACAAGGAUUUGUUUCGCUUUGCAUGGCGGAAUGCAUCGACGUCGUUCUACUUCAUUCAGACACCCCCUGCCUACGCUGGCAUGUACUCGUGGUAUCGGUGGAUUUCGUUUUGUGGACUCGCCAUGGUCCAGUACGAUCCCGACGGCAACAUGCUGUUCCUCCAUCGCAACCAAGUCAAGCUAACCGCGCAUCCAUACCAAGUACCGCUCUUCACGCACAUUCUGCGCUUCAACGGCCGCGACCCGAGCCUGUACUCGGCGGAAUGCAAAGGCCGUCAAGACGGCUACCUAUGUUGGGGAUUUCAGUGGCCAUGGGUUCCGGUCGCCAUGGAAACGAUCGACUGGGCGGACAACGGGGCGAGUCACGUCAACAUCCAUCAAGCCGAAUCCAAGGCAGUGCGAUACGCCAUUGAAGCCGGCGCAAUCCUCGGUGAUGUGGACACGAGCCCUGCUCCAACGCCGCUCCCGCUGUGGCGCAACUGGUGGAUUGAUCUCGUCGUGUGCAGUGCGAUUUUUAUGGUGUGGUGUGUUUGGCAGCAUGUGGCCCAGUGUUGUACACCGCAGAAGAAGACAAUGUUGCGGUCGAUGUUCAUGUCUCGGAAGAAGAGAAAAACGUCGACGCUUCCUUCCGGCAUGUAGAUGGGUAUGUCUCGUUGUCGUCGUGGCUUGUAGAACUAACUUAUGCAAUCCUUAAUGGACCUCACGUAUUCAUGCAGUCGGUGACGUUCGGGUUGGAUGCCAUGGGCGUCGCG